CAGUUACGUAACUCGGAUGUACUUCCGAGUAGCGUUAGCAUGUGUUAGCGACUUCUAUACGCAUGUAAAUAUAGCGUCAGCAAACGGUAAAUAUCAGUCAGUAUUGCUGUAAUUUACAGUAAAAGUCAGCAUUAUAUUAAGCAACUGCACAUAUGUUUUGAGUAGACUUACGAUUUAUCGUACAUAAACCUUUAAAUAGCUACUUUGUACAAGUCUUGUCUGACCGGAGUGGAUGGCAGGUCCAGGUUUAUUUAGUGUUUAAUGAGUUUUUAAUGUAGUUGGUGGAAGAAAAACUGAACUCUUGAUACCAAAUCCUGUGACCCUGCCAGCCAACACCCCAUUUGGUACUCUGCACAGGACAUCCUAGCACCAUCUAAUGCGAGUCUGAAGCCAUGUCCAAGCAGACACAAGUGAAGCCCUCCCUGCGUUUCGGUCAGGUGGUUAUUGGGCCCCCGGGUUCGGGGAAAACCACCUACUGCCAAGGGAUGCAAGAGUUUCUGACUCACCUGGGACGCAAGGUGGUGGUUGUAAACAUGGAUCCAGCCAAUGAAGGGAUACCUUAUUCAUGUGCGGUAGAUGUCUCAGAGCUGGUGACUUUGGACGAUGUCAUGGAAGGUUUAAAGCUGGGGCCCAAUGGUGGACUUCUCUACUGCAUGGAGUACGUGGAAGCAAAUCUGGACUGGUUGGAGGAGAAGCUGAAACAGUACAGUGACUGUUACUUCUUGUUUGACUGUCCUGGACAGGUGGAGCUCUACACCCACCAGAGCUCAGUGAAGAAUAUCUUCUCACAGCUGGCCAAGUGGAAUUUCAGGCUCACAGCGGUGCACCUCGUGGACUCUCAUUACUGUGCUGAUCCAGCCAAGUUCAUUUCGGUGCUGUGCACCUCGCUGUCUACAAUGCUGCAUGUCGAGCUUCCCCAUGUCAAUGUUCUCUCCAAGAUGGACUUGAUGGAGCAGUAUGGCAAGCUGGCCUUCAACCUUGACUUCUACACAGAGGUCAUGGACCUGACCUAUCUUCUCGAUCACUUGGCUGCAGACCCCUUCUUUAAAAAAUUCCGCCACCUAAAUGAAAAGUUGGCAGAGGUCGUACAAGAUUACAGCCUUGUGUCCUUUGUCCCUCUCAAUGUACAGGACAAAGAGAGCAUGAUUCAGGUCUUACGAGCAGUGGACAAGGCCAACGGCUACUGCUUUGGAGACCUGGAGGAGAGGAAUCUGCAGGCCAUGAUGUCAGCUGCUGUGGGGGCAGACUUCCAGUUCAACUCGUAUCCUUUCCUGAUCGUCGUGGUGACUCACGGUGACUCAUCUGGUUUGAUGCCAAAUAUAAAGAUUUACAGGAGAUGUUCCUUAACAUUUAACCAACCAGUACUCUCGGGGUGCAAGAGAGGUAUGUUGAAACCAGUGGAAAGACUGUGGAAGAGGAAAUGAUGGAGCUGUAAAUGGAAAAGCUCAAAUAACAGGACGAAAGCGGUCACCCCUUCAGCACCAGUAUACGAAGGGGGUCCUGGGAACAUCCAUCUCAUUUGGCCUGAAUUCUUCUCAGCCUCUCUGCAGAAGCAGUGGAGACAUGGGAACUAAAUGUGGGUGCUGUAGAUGCUUCACGGUCGCACCACACCUCAUGAAAGAAUCAUAGUGACGAAGACUAAAGGGAGAAAAUGUGUGGGCUGAGUAAUCUUAUUUUUUGUACUGUUUUGUAGGCAAAAAAAUGUCUUCUUUACAGAUGCAUAAAAAAUAAAGUCAUUUAGUUUCA
Molecule: messenger RNA, 1746 nt
Organism: Oreochromis niloticus (Nile tilapia)
Lineage: Eukaryota; Metazoa; Chordata; Actinopteri; Cichliformes; Cichlidae
Gene: gpn2
Product: GPN-loop GTPase 2
Exons: 5
Coding region: 393-1424 (343 amino acids)
Cellular component (GO): cytoplasm
Molecular function (GO): GTPase activity
Source: RefSeq, a predicted model, not a curated record